This is a messenger RNA of Nicotiana tabacum (common tobacco), 1236 nucleotides long. Its product is annotated as putative receptor-like protein kinase At5g24010. NCBI's taxonomy places the organism in Eukaryota, Viridiplantae, Streptophyta, Magnoliopsida, Solanales, Solanaceae. The record is from RefSeq and is a predicted model, not a curated record. Gene Ontology annotation, molecular function: ATP binding; transmembrane receptor protein tyrosine kinase activity. Gene Ontology annotation, biological process: protein autophosphorylation. Gene Ontology annotation, cellular component: plasma membrane; plasmodesma.
AAAGAGAGGUGUUCCAGGUUCCCGGCAGGGUCUGCCUGAAUUUCAUACUGAAAUCACUGUUCUUUCCAAGAUUCGCCACCACCAUCUUGUUUCACUAGUAGGUUAUUGCGAAGAACAGUCUGAGAUGAUACUUGUUUAUGAGUAUAUGGAGAAGGGACCUCUUAAGAGGCAUUUGUAUGGUCCAGGAAUAACACCCUUAUCUUGGAAGCAAAGGCUUGAGAUAUGCAUUGGUGCAGCAAGAGGCCUCCACUAUCUUCAUACAGGUUUUGCUCAAGGAAUCAUCCAUCGCGACAUCAAGUCAACAAACAUCCUGCUUGAUGAAAAUUAUGUUGCUAAGGUUGCUGAUUUUGGUCUCUCAAGGACAGGCCCAUGUCUCAAUGAGACCCAUGUCAGCACUGGUGUAAAAGGAAGUUUCGGCUACCUUGAUCCGGAAUAUUUUCGGAGGCAGCAGCUUACAGAUAAGUCAGAUGUUUACUCAUUUGGAGUUGUUCUUUUCGAAGUCUUAUGUGCUAGACCUGCCAUUGAUCCUCUGCUUUCACGGGAGCAAGUGAAUUUGGCCGAAUGGGCUAUGCAGUGGCAGAAGGACGGACAACUAGAGCAGAUUGUUGAUCCCCGUAUCAGAGGUCAGAUAAAGCUAAGCUGUUUGAAGAAGUUCGGGGAGACUGCAGAGAAAUGUUUGGCUGAUUAUGGUAUCGAUAGGCCAACAAUGGGUGACGUGCUGUGGAACUUGGAAUAUGCAUUCCAGCUUCAAGAAUCUGAUUCACUUACAGAACCCCAUGAGGUUUCUAAUUCCAUCUCUCCACGGCUGCCACUGCCAGAGGGUCUCCGCAACACCCAAAAUGAGGCAUAUACUGGUGAUGGGGCUUCAGAAAUAUCAACAAGCCAGGUAUUUUCACAAUUGAUGACCAAUGAAGGCAGAUAACUAGUCUACAGUAUAGUGCACCGUCAAAUCUUCGCUCAACAGUUUAGAGGCAUCACUGUUGAUUUUGGUUUACAUUAGCAUUUUCUUAUUAAAAGUUUUCGUAAUUGGCAGAGCCAUCAUUUGCUUUUUGAACCGAGAUUCAUGUAGAAUAUACUGCAAAAGUGUAUCAUACAAUAAUCUGUCCUAUGAUGUAAUCCUUGUCAUGCUCGUGCUCCUUGGAAGAGAAACAUAGGGCUUGAAUGAUGAACAUCUAAAAUUGUGUAUAAGCAGAAAUUUGAUUGCGUAUCAAUCCAUCAAUAUCUGUUGAUGCUGCC